Gigantopelta aegis is the source of this 2317-nucleotide messenger RNA. RefSeq names its product complex I intermediate-associated protein 30, mitochondrial-like. The record is from RefSeq and is a predicted model, not a curated record. Gene Ontology annotation, cellular component: mitochondrion. Gene Ontology annotation, biological process: mitochondrial respiratory chain complex I assembly; mitochondrial electron transport, NADH to ubiquinone. NCBI's taxonomy places the organism in Eukaryota, Metazoa, Mollusca, Gastropoda, Neomphalida, Peltospiridae. The coding region runs from base 381 to 1271 and encodes 296 amino acids. The transcript has 4 exons.
UUGGAGUUUGUUUAUGUUGUUGUUUGUUAACUUUUAUUGAUAUGACACCAAAUCUUACUUAAAUAACACGAAAAUCAAGCACUCAGUAAUUGUAUCGUGACAUAACCAAAAUACAUCAGUAAUCUAUUUUCGUCAUCAAUCUUCACAAGCACGUCCUGGUACCCCGCGUGCAUUUGUGACGUUUACGUCGAUAGAAAUAACCCAAAGCUAUUUACAGUUAAAAAUAUCAUUUGAAUGGAAUUCUGACAAGUGAGAUAUUAUACAGUGUUCUUAUGAAUGCAAGUUAGUCCAGGCUGAGGUUCAAGCUCUGUCAACCACAGUGGCUGAAUGGGCUGUGAAGUCUCCAAUAUGUUAGCCUAAUCAAGCAAAUUUGAUAAAGAAUGGCAGCUUUUCUAACGAGAUGUCUCACCCAAGCAAAACAAGUAAGACAUUUUCUGGAAGCAAGUUCAUUUGUGCAUCAAUCUUCGGCCAGGGUCAGUGUUUAUGAAUAUGACCGAAAGGGUGGAUACCGGAAAGAAAAGAAGCCCCCAGUAAAAGAAAUGCUGAAGCAUGGUUUCAAAGAACUCAAAGUUGAACUGGGCCAUUUUAAGGAGGAAGUGAAGGAGAAACUUGAAUGUGAUGUAUUCAUGGAUCUUCAACAUGGAGACUUUGAGUACCAGUGGAGAAUGAAUAGUUUGGAUGUAAUUGAGUCGUGGACAGUGACUAGUGACAUGGACAAUAGUGAAGGUCAAAGCAAAGCCUCACUGGCAUUCAGUAAGAACAACACAGCUUUGUUUCAUGGCUAUCUCUCACAGGAAGUACCAAAGGAUGGUGUUCAGAAGAGAUCUGGAUACUGCAAUAUCAGAUCACCUAGCAAAUUUAAAGCAUUCAAGCGGAAAGUCCCAUAUGACUGGUGUCCAUUCAACUGUUUGCUUAUAAAAGUGCGAGGAGAUGGUCGUCCAUACAUGCUGAGCAUUGGCAUGGAUCGAUCAUUCGACAUCAACUGGAAUGAUCAGUAUAAUUAUACAUUGUACACCAGAGGUGGACCGUACUGGCAGAUAGCAAAGAUUCCUUUUUCCAAAUUUUAUUUAACCAGCAAAGGAAGAAUUCAAGAUAAGCAGUGUGCAAUACAGCUUGAAAAGGUUUCUUUCUUUGGAAUUUCUCUCGGAGAUGGAGCUGAAGGGCCCUUCUGUCUGGAGAUAGAUUCCAUAGCACUUCUGUAUGAUGAAAACCAUAGUGAAGAGUUUGCUUAUGAAAUGUACCAGGCCAACCCUGCUCAUGUUGGAACUUAAAAGAUUUAUUGAAAUUAUGGGUUAACACAUGACCAAUAGCACAUAAAUAUUACAUAAAUGUACAUACUAGCCAACAAGCAGAAAUAAUUCCAUUCUGUAAUAUGUUGUUUCACACAUAUAAUAUCAGUGUUCUUCAACUUCAUAACCAGGUUGACGGUCUGCCAUGCGUGACUUGGAUGGUACUUAGCAUCAUCCUUGUGAUUUUUUUACUGAUAAUACACUAGCUGGGUCAAAGUGUUCAUGACUGGGACAGCCAGAAUAUGUAUUUCAGCUGAUAUUUGCCUAGUGUGAAAAAUGUAUGUACUUAUUAGAGUGGCAGUUUGAGACUCCACCUAAUUAAAUAUUUCAUAUAUCUCUGCAUUGCUUGUAAUAUGUUGAUAAUAAUUUUUGCUGUGCAGGUCCAUAUUUUGUAAUUGGAUUGUCUAUUUGAUGAACUGUUGUUUACAAAAGACUCAGUUGUAAAGGUUGACCAUUCCAAACAUUUGUAAGAAUGCCAUAAGCAUGGAAGUUUAGUAGAGAAAAGUAACAAGAAUGUGCAGAAAAAAUGAGAAUGUGUGAGCAGUGAUUAUACACUGGGAGUUUCCUCAAACUUGUGAAGAAUUUAACCCGUGCAAUAGGGAACUUCCACAAACUUCCAUAAUUCAUCUGUCCUCAUCUAAUAUUAUACAGAUAUAGCAGAUGGGAGGAGAUCCAGCCUUUGAUCUAGGGUCUAAUCCGAUGCUUUCAUAUUAGACAUGGACAUGGUAACUUACAACGAUUUUGAUAAAUAUUAUAGGUUGCAUCACUAGUAAAGACUACAGCCUAGAUUAUUACAUGUAUAUGAUUUCCUGACCUUAAACUGCAAUAUCCUGAAUCUGAUCCAUGAAUUUCAACAAUGUGAAGUAAACAUGUAGCUAUAAGCUUAUUUGCUGUGAAUUAAUAGCUCUAUUUUCUAACAUCAGAAUUGAAAUACUGCAUUUUAUGAUUCUUUUUCAGUAUCAUCAUGGUUAAAAAAAGACCUAGAUUGGAGAGUAUUUGUUUGGUUUUAAUAAAUGACAGAUAAUCUU